AUGAAGGCCUCUCUCUUCCUUGCCUGCUCUGCCUUGAGCUUCGGUUUGGCCGCCGCAACCACCGACGCGCCUGAGACAGUUGACAACCCCGUUGGCGUCGUCUAUAAGGCCCUCCUGCUUAACAAAGACACCACCAAGGUUAGAGGAAGCGUCUCUGGCACUGCCCAUAGUGACGGCAGAGGAGUCGACUUCAAAGUCCACUUCAGCGGCCUUACCGAGGACGAAGGUCCCUAUGCCUAUCACCUUCAUGUUGAUCCCGUCCCAGAAGAUGGCAACUGCAGCAGGACCCUAGACCACGUCGACCCCUUUGGUCGUGGCCAGCGACCACCAUGUGAUAGCAGCAACCCUGAAACCUGCGAGCCAGGAGACCUCAGCGGCAAAUAUGGCAGGAUCAGCGCCAGCGGGGACUUCACGACAACAUAUCACGAUCUCUACUCCUCCACCAAGAAUGGUGUUGGUACCUUCUUUGGAAACCGUUCCAUUGUCAUACACGACAAGGACGGCAGACGUAUCAACUGCGGUAACUUCAAGCUUGUUGAGGUCGAAGAGCCAGGCCAUUCCAGUGGUUCCAUGCCUGCCACCACUGCCACCACCCCAACAACCGGCACAGGCGUCAUCCCCACUCGUCGUCCAACUGGUACGGGAACCGCUGGCAGCACCGGCAUUGGCGGCAGCACUAUUCCAACAACUGUUUCUGCCACGUACACUCCCACCGCCUCGCCCUCUCCGCCCGUCCUGUCUAACGGAGCAGAGCGUCUGGUCGGCUUCUCCCUCGGCGCCAUCUUGGCUGCCUUGGCCCCCUUUGCUUUGUAG
This is a messenger RNA of Microsporum canis CBS 113480, 813 nucleotides long. Its product is annotated as cu-Zn superoxide dismutase. NCBI's taxonomy places the organism in Eukaryota, Fungi, Ascomycota, Eurotiomycetes, Onygenales, Arthrodermataceae. The record is from RefSeq and is a predicted model, not a curated record. The transcript has 2 exons. Gene Ontology annotation, biological process: superoxide metabolic process. Gene Ontology annotation, molecular function: metal ion binding. The coding region runs from base 1 to 813 and encodes 270 amino acids.